Molecule: messenger RNA, 2249 nt
Organism: Podarcis lilfordi (Lilford's wall lizard)
Lineage: Eukaryota; Metazoa; Chordata; Lepidosauria; Squamata; Lacertidae
Source: the annotation of a GenBank genome assembly
AUGGCAUCCGACCAGAAAGUCUGGAAACAGACGGCUAACUACCAAACUGGAAAGGGGGAAGUGCCGCCGCCACAUGGGCGAAAGGCAACAGGCAAGCAGAAGAACCGACGCAAGCGGUUCUGCCAGUUUGCAAAAUAGUCUCAAAGUGCAGGGAAGCGCCGGGGGUCGCGAGCUCCUCUGCUUUGCAGCCCCAAAGUAGUCCGGAGCCAGGGGGUAAAGCUGAAACGCAACCCUUUCCCGUGGAAAAAAAUAACUAGAAAAGGAAGGGGGUUCUCUCUCCUUGCCCUCGGCCUCCACGUUCUUCGGUUCAGAUCAGUGGCGGGGCAGCAAUCCCGGCCUCCCCCCCCCCCGCCCCGUCCGACGGCCAGCAGGCGAGGAAGCGCCCCCGGGCUCGCCCCGGCUCGGCGGCCCCUGGCGGGGAAGGCAGCGUCGAGGCGGCUGACAGCCCCGCAGUGGCGCUCCGGGCGGGCCGGGCGCCGCGCUAAUCCGCCGAGCGAGAGCCGGCGCGACGUGGAGGGUCAGCCAGACCCAGCCGCCGCCUCCAACGCCUGGCUGGCUGCAGACACCGCGGCUGUAACCUGGGAAACGAAGCACCGAUUAGGCGGCCCGGGGGGCGGGGUGGGGGGGCGCAGGGACCGGAGAGGCGGGAGGGAAGGCGGGCGCGCAAUAAAUCCUGCGCCCCAGAACCUGGCAUCUCUCCACCUCCAGAUAAGGAUGCGGAGAGGCGGGCGGGGGGGGGGGAGAUUGAAGCUCGCCAACAAAACUUUGCUCCGCAGCGCGCGCUCCCCGCGCCCCCCGAAACAGCACCGAGACCCCGCGGAGCGGCCGAGGGGGCGCCACUUACGAGAGACGAAAGAGCCCGCAGCCGGCGGCCUCGUCCGGAAAGAAGGCGCUCUGGUCUCUGCCCCGGCUUGGGCGGGGGGGGGGGGGACCCGACUUCGCCGGGGGGGGGGAGCCCGCCCGCUUCGACGGCGGGGGGGGGGACACACACACCUCCUGUGCCGCCGAGCUGCUGAGACCGCGCGCGGCCCCCACCCGAAAUCCCCGCUCGCUUUUUGUCUGGAGCCACUGAUCUGAGACCGGCGUGGCGGCGGCUGCUGCAGGAGCCGCGGCGGCGGCGGCGGCAACACCUCCCCGGAAGGCAGGCAGGCAGGCAGGGAGAGAGGGAGGGAGGCGACGGCGAAGGGGGCCGGGGACCAGAGGACCUGCGCCGCCCCGCCGGCAGCCCCCGCCGGGAAAGGCCAGCAUUUCCCCGCCGCAAACUUUUCCGCGGUACUUUCCUGCCUCCGCCCCGCAUUCGCGGGCGCAGCCAAAGAGAGGAGGAGGAGGGGGCCCUGGACUCUUGCACCUACCCGAAGCCGAGCGAGCCGGAGCCGAAACAGGAGCAGCGGGAGCCAGGAAAGAGGAGGAAGCGGAGCAGCCGCCGCCGCCGCUCCGGGCAGUCCGGGUGUGCGCGUUGCGCGCGCGCUGCCGCCCGCCCGCCCGCCGGAUUCCAGGUCCCGAUCCGGAGCGCGCGCCGCCCCGGUGAGGUGGCGGGUUUUCUCGGCACCUGCCCCGAGGUGGCCCCGCCGCGUCCGCCUGGCGCCUCAGCCGGGGGGGCUGCCCAGCCCGACGCAUGCAAGGCAGAGCAGGUCGGGGGGGCGGGCAAGUGGCGCAAGGCGGGCGGCCGCGGGCGGAGGCAGCCCUCGAUCGCUCGCUCGCUCGCUCGCUCGCUCUCGGCCGGAGCCGCUUCUCGGCCAAGCCACCUCUACAGCCUCGCUCGGCGAGCACCGGCGCGGGCGGACGACCACAUUGCAAAGGGCGGCCGCUUGCUCUUGCUGCUGCUGCUGCUGCCGCCGCCGCUCUCGCCGCUUUCCGGGGCUGGAGGCAAAACCCGGACCGGACUUCAGGCGCAGCGCCCUGGCAGCUGGCCGCUCUGCUGCGCCUCGCCGCCGUCCUCCGCUCUUCCUCCAGGUCGCGCUCUUGCCGGCCUGGUCCCGGGGGCUUCCAUGGCGGGCUUCCCUCUGCCUCCCCGAAGCCCCAAGCCCGGGUCAACUCCGCCGGAGACGCUCGCCUCGGCCCCCGGGUCUCCCCCCCUCUCUGCUCGGCGCGGACGAGUCGCAGGGGCCGCGCCGCCAGGUCCAGCCCGCUCCUGCCCGCUGCUCACCGGCUCGCCUUGGGCCGCGCGCGCGCGCUCCUCGCCCGCCCCCUCGGGGGCUCCUCUCCCCCCUCCCGCGCGCGGAGGGCAGGCCGGCAAGCAUGUGGUCUAG